AUGUCCCAGUCGCUAGAGUACACGCCCGACCGGGGCGCCGAGCUGCGCGAGAACGUCGAGGGCGUGCUGGCUGAGAUCAAGGCGGCGUCGGCGGCAGGCCACGAGGCCCGCCUCGUCGCCAUCUCCAAGAUCAAGCCCGCGUCCGACAUCCAGGCGCUGUACGACGCCGGACACCGCCACUUCGGCGAGAACUAUAUCCAGGAGAUGGCCGACAAGGCGGCUAUCCUCCCCGCCGACAUCUGCUGGCACUUUGUCGGCUCGCUCCAGAGCAACAAGGCCAAGCUGCUCGCGUCGAUCCCGAACGUGUUCGUCCUCGAGACCCUGGCGAGCGUCAAGCUCGCCGACCUUCUGCAGAAGGCGCUGGCUGGGAGCGGACGCGUGCUGGAUGUCUACCUCCAGGUCAACACGUCGGGCGAGGACGCCAAGAGCGGCAUCGAGCCGCUCACUGCGUCGAGUGACGACACUGCGCCGCUUGUCGCCUUGGCCGAGCAUGUGCGCGCCGCUUGUCCUGCCCUGAGGGUCCGCGGCCUCAUGACUAUUGGCAGCUGGGAGGCGUCGCAUGCCGAGGGUACGCCGAACCCCGACUUCGCGGCGCUCAAGGAGACGCGCGCGAACCUCGCGCGCAUCCUCGCCUCCAAGGGCGUGUACGCGUCCGCUGAGGAGGGGGUUAAGAGCCUCGAGAUCUCCAUGGGCAUGAGCGCCGACUUUGUUGAGGCUGUCAAGGACGGCUCCAACUCGGUCCGCGUGGGCACGCGCAUCUUUGGUGCGCGUCCGAGGAAGCAGUAG
This is a messenger RNA of Vanrija pseudolonga, 786 nucleotides long. RefSeq names its product Pyridoxal phosphate homeostasis protein (gene YBL036C). The transcript is spliced from 3 exons. Gene Ontology annotation, molecular function: pyridoxal phosphate binding. Gene Ontology annotation, cellular component: intracellular anatomical structure. Bases 1 to 786 code for a protein of 261 amino acids. The record is from RefSeq and is a predicted model, not a curated record. NCBI's taxonomy places the organism in Eukaryota, Fungi, Basidiomycota, Tremellomycetes, Trichosporonales, Trichosporonaceae.